AUGACAAGUUUUGUACACAGUAAAUCAAGAGAUGGACCAAUUAAAUCUACUCAUCACUCCAAUGUAGAUAUUAAUAAGAUAACAACAGUUCCAAUUUCAAAGACAAACCUUCAAACACAGAAUAUCACUGUUUUAGAUUCAAAAGAAACAAUUGAAAAUGGAUUUAAAGUCUGUAUUAUUAUAUCAGAGAGUUUAUCUGCACCAAUAUUUGAUAAAGAAUCAAACCAAUUUACUGGUUUAUUGGAUAUCCGUCAUUUCUUGGGAUAUAUUCUUUAUAAAUUGCCUGUUCCUCACUCGGGUACUCAAGAAAAGAAGAUCUACUUGAAGGAACUUGAUAAAUACCCGUUUAAUGUAUUGGAUAUUAAUUCUAAUAUUUUAGAAUUAUUAAAAUAUUUCAAUUCUGGAGUACACUCUGCUUUUAUUUUAAAUGAAAAGAAACAGAUUGAAAUGAUUUCUCAACUAUCUUUAAUAAGAUGGAUGUUGGCAAAUAUUGAUGAUUUAAAGAUUGGAAAUGAUAAGAUUAAAGAUCUUUUCCACGGAGAACAACAACAUAAAUUCUCUAAAGUACAUUCCAUUUUGAAUACUAAAUCAGUGGUAGAAGCAUUGAGAGAGUUGUACGUUCAGAAUAUCUAUGGUAUGCCAAUCCUAGAUGAAAAUAAGAAUAUCGUUGGAAAUAUCUCUAUCGUGGAUAUCAAGGAAGCAAAUGAUAAUUUGGAUAAAUUGAUCCUACCCCUUAAGAUCUACUUUAAGGAACGUCCAAUCUAUUCAAUCUCUGAGAAUAGCACUUUUAAAGAACUCUUACAGAUCUUUGAUAGCAAACAGAUACAUCGUAUCUAUUUAAUGGAGGAGAACAAACCAAUUGGAAUCAUCACUAUCACUGAUGUUCUUAGCAUGCUCUAUCAACAUUUACACUACAGAGCAAACACAGCUCAAAUUUAA
Heterostelium album PN500 is the source of this 939-nucleotide messenger RNA. RefSeq lists its product as uncharacterized. The transcript is spliced from 4 exons. NCBI's taxonomy places the organism in Eukaryota, Evosea, Eumycetozoa, Acytosteliales, Acytosteliaceae. Bases 1 to 939 code for a protein of 312 amino acids. The record is from RefSeq and is a predicted model, not a curated record.